AUGUUGGACAACCGAUGGGUUGUGCCGUAUAGUCCUUAUCUUCUGUGGAUGUUUAAUUGCCACAUUAAUGUUGAGGUCUGCUCUAGCAUGAAGGCCGUCACAUACAUUUAUAAGGGUCAUGAUAAGGCUUCUUUUAGCAUCGACCAACCAGACGCUGAUGGUAACAUUGAUGAGAUCAAGAGAUACAUUGACGCAAGAUGGGUCACCCCUCCGGAGGCUAUGUGGAUGAUAUUUGGCUUCCCACUGUGCGCCAAUUACCCGCCUGUCUUGCAGGUGGCUCUUCAUCUCCCGAAUAUGCACACGGUUGCAUUCAAUGCACAGGCUGACUUGAAAAAUGUUGUCUCCUCCGAAAAUGCUUCAAAAUCCAUGUUAAUUGAGUAUUUCAAGGCUAACGAAAAACACCCUUGGGCAAGGCAUAUAUUGUACAAGGAUUUUCCCGGAAGCUUCACGUGGGAGAAGAGAAAGAAGUUCUGGAAGCGGCGGGUUGAACGUUUUCAAAUAGGUCGUAUCGUGUCUGCCAAUCCUGCCGAGGGGGAGCGAUACUACCUGCGUGUGUUGUUGAACCAUGUUACGGGCAAAACAGGAUUUGAGGACUUGCUCACCGUGGACGGCAUGGUAUGUGGGAGCUUUAGGGAGGCUGCUGAAAGGUUGGGACUCAUCGAGGCUGACAACACGCUCGACGACUGUCUUACUGAGGCGGAGCAGUGGGCGAUGCCAUGUUCUCUUAGGAGGCUCUUCGCAACCAUCUUGGUGCACUGUGAGCCAGGCGACGUGCGCGGUUUAUGGGAUAGGCACCUCGAGCCUAUGUCUGAUGACUACCGUCGAACACGCACGUCCCCGACUGAGGUGGAGCAGAUGGUGUUGCUUGACAUUAGGGGUAUGUUGCAGUCCAUGGGUAAAGACAUUAUUGAUUUCGCUCUUCCAACCAUUGAUGAUGUGUUUGACCCAACUGAGGGCGAGGCCAGAGAGAUCAUCGAGGAAUCAACCGUUGAGUUUGAUGAAAGUGGCACUAAGUUGUCAUCUUCCUUGAAUUUGGAACAAAGGGCCGCAUACGACGAGAUACUAUUGGCUGUUGAACGAGGUGAUGGGGGUGUAUUCUUUGUAGAUGGCCCUGGAGGUACAGGGAAGACCUUCCUCUACAGGGCGAUGCUCGCCAAGGUGAGGGGCGAGGGUAAGAUUGCUAUCGCUACCGCGACGUCGGGCGUCGCUGCUUCUAUCAUGCCUGGCGGUAGGACUGCCCACUCGAGGUUCAAAAUCCCACUGAGUUGCGAUGAUGGAGCCUCGUGUAGCUUCACCAAGCAGAGUGAGACCGCCAAGCUGCUAAGGAUGGCCUCAUUGAUACUAUGGGACGAGGCUAGCAUGACUAAGCGACAAGCUGUUGAGGCAUUGGACAAUAGCAUGCGUGACAUCAUGGGAAUAUGCGACCGACCCUUUGGAGGAAAGACUGUUGUUUUUGGCGGGGACUUUAGGCAGGUGUUUCCGGUCAUCAGAAGGGGGUCACGGGGCCAGAUAAUUGAUGCAAGCCUCCGAAGUUCUCAUCUAUGGAAGGGUAUGCGGCAGCUUCGGCUCAUCACCAACAUGAGGGCUCAUAAUGACAUGUGGUUUGCAGAUUACUUGCUCAGGGUUGGUAAUGGCACAGAGGAAGCCGACGAUCAAGGCAACAUACUACUGCCUGAUGACAUUUGUCUGCCAUCUACAGGCGAGGUUGACGACCUGGAGAAGCUGAUUGACCACGUGUUUCCGAGUCUAGAUGACAACAUGUCUGAUUCGAAUUACAUGACAUCUCGCGCCAUCCUUUCCACGAGAAAUGACAACGUCGACAAGAUAAACAUCCGCAUGAUAGAGCGUUUCCACGGAGAUGAAGUAAUCUACCAUAGCUUUGACAGUGCGGAGGACGACCCAUAUGGCUACUACGCUCCUGAGUUUCUUAACGGAUUGACUCCCAAUGGGGUCUUCCUCCGCAUGCACUCAAACUAA
Molecule: messenger RNA, 1977 nt
Organism: Aegilops tauschii subsp. strangulata
Lineage: Eukaryota; Viridiplantae; Streptophyta; Magnoliopsida; Poales; Poaceae
Biological process (GO): DNA repair; telomere maintenance
Molecular function (GO): DNA helicase activity
Source: RefSeq, a predicted model, not a curated record